Messenger RNA from Panthera uncia (snow leopard), 1881 nucleotides. It is a transcript of the gene CHAC1, whose product is annotated as ChaC glutathione specific gamma-glutamylcyclotransferase 1. Lineage: Eukaryota; Metazoa; Chordata; Mammalia; Carnivora; Felidae. Gene Ontology annotation, molecular function: gamma-glutamylcyclotransferase activity; glutathione specific gamma-glutamylcyclotransferase activity. The coding region runs from base 573 to 1241 and encodes 222 amino acids. The transcript has 3 exons. Gene Ontology annotation, cellular component: cytoplasm. The record is from RefSeq and is a predicted model, not a curated record. Gene Ontology annotation, biological process: glutathione catabolic process.
UCCGUGCUAACUGGGGGCAGUGACCCGACCAGGUGCACCCGCAGGGAUGCUGAGGCGACGCCCACCUGUGACCCGCCGGUCCUGGUUGCUGAAGGGCCCAGGCCACGGAGGGGCUGCCGGAGAGACGACCAGUGCCCGCGUCGGUGCCCACUGCCCGCCGCCUGACGCAAUCCGAGGUGCCCUUGCUGCAUGCCGGAGCUGGGAAAACCUCCCCCGCGGUUGCAUCACUCCUGCCAGAUUUGCUACAGAGGUGGAACCGAGCCAAUCAGCGGGCGAGCUGGGUCUGGGGCAGGUCCCUCAGUUACCCACUCAGAGGGCGGCGCGGUUAACCGGGAAGCAAAACACGAAGGUGAUUGGUCAAAAGGGGACUUGCCCCGCCCCAAUCACCGCGACAGCUGGCGCGGUGGGCGGGGGCCCGCCUGGCCGGAGGGUUUAAAAGGCGCCUCCGAAGGGGCCGCGCAGCUGGAGCGACCAAGCGGUGCCAGGCCAGGUGUGCGCGUCCGUUGGUCCUUCCGUGCCCGCGCCGGAGACCAGCCCCGGAGGCCGCCGGGCUCGUCCCUGUGCCCGGCACCAUGAAGCAGGAGUCCACAGCCCAGAACACCCCUCCCGCCUCGCCGCCCACUUCGUCACCGGUGCAGCACCCCCGGGAUGACGGUGACCCCCAAGCCCUGUGGAUUUUCGGGUACGGCUCUCUCGUGUGGAGGCCCGACUUCGCCUACAGUGACAGCCGUGUGGGUUUCGUGCGCGGCUAUAGCCGCCGCUUCUGGCAGGGAGACACCUUCCAUCGGGGCAGCGACAAGAUGCCUGGCCGUGUGGUGACCCUACUUGAAGAUCAUGAGGGCUGCACUUGGGGUGUGGCAUACCAGGUUCAAGGUGAGCAGGUGAGCGAGGCCCUGAAGUACCUGAACGUGCGGGAGGCAGUGCUUGGUGGCUAUGAUACCAAGGAAGUCACCUUCUACCCCCAAGAUAACCCUGACCAACCACUCAAGGCAUUGGCUUAUGUGGCCACCCCACAAAAUCCUGGUUACCUGGGCCCUGCACCUGAAGAGGCCAUUGCAACUCAGAUCCUGGCCUGUCGCGGCUUCUCUGGUCACAACCUCGAGUACUUGCUACGCCUGGCAGACUUCAUGCAGCUCUGUGGGCCCCAGGCACAGGAUGAGCACCUGGCAGCCAUCGUGGACGCUGUGGGCACCAUGCUGCCCUGUUUCUGCCCCACUGAGCAGGCUUUGGCCCUGGUCUGAGGGGUUGAGCCCCUGCAGGGCGUGCCCACGUAGACAUGGGGCCACAUCCCUACUCCUGUGGCACACAGUGGACUUGAUACAGCUGGAGCUCACUGAGAGGACUUGGUGGGUGUCUGGGAGCUUCUCUCCUUAAGCCCCUGCCUAUCCCAGCAGUCUCCAGUUCUCCUGCCUGACACUGACUUAUUACUUGAAACUAUUUAUUGCACCAUGUUGGUGUAGUGGGCAGGGUGGGGGGCCUGCCCUGGACAUAGGGGCCCUGCUGAGCGGUGCCUGACUAGAUUCCCCCCAGUGCUGCUGCUAACCCCAUACCACCCAGGCCACUGGCUCCCUAUCCCCAGACCAACUGUUCUAGCCCCGGAAAUAUACCACCUGUGAAAAGUCCCAGCCUGCUGGUAAGGGACAGGAGGGAUUGAAGAGAAGGGGGCCUUACAAGAACUGAGGCACCUGCGGGUCUCGCUCUUCCUCUUCCUCCCACAUUCCUAGGGCAGAACUGGAUCUGGAGCCCAGGCACAGUUGCCUGGGCCUCUUUUAGCCAUCUGGCUUUGUUUCCCUGUCCCUCUGUUUUCUUGUCUGUUGAGGCCUAUAGCUCCUCACUAAAGGCCUGGUACCUUCUCAGUCUGACCGAUACUGUUACUCAUAA